Molecule: messenger RNA, 2261 nt
Organism: Dermacentor andersoni
Lineage: Eukaryota; Metazoa; Arthropoda; Arachnida; Ixodida; Ixodidae
Source: RefSeq, a predicted model, not a curated record
UCAGACAGGAGCUGUUUGUUGGUGGUGUACGUACAGCAGACACACUGGUAGCCAUGUUUCGUGUUCUUCUCGCGGUGGCGAUGGCCAGUAACGCAUUCGCUGGCUUCGUCGGUGGUGGCUACGGUGCCGCCGUCACCGGUCUCGCCCCCGCCAGCUACGCCGUGGCAGCCCCGGCCGUGGCGACCUACCACGCCGCCCCUGCAGUAACCACCGUUCACGCCGCCCCGGCAGUGGCCACCGUGCAUGCUGCUCCUUCCGUCGCGACGCUCUCCAGGUUCCAGAGCUACCACGCCGCACCAGCCGUCGCCGCUGUGGCCCCGGCAGUCACAACCUACCACGCUCCGGCGCCGGUCUACUCCGUCGCCCCUGCCGUUGCUAGGGUCGCCACCUUUCGCGCCGCUCCGGCCUUGGUUGCCGCCCCGGCCGUGACCCGAGUGCACACCUACCACGCAGCACCGGCCGUAGUCGCUGCCCCAGCCGUCACCAGGGUGGUUCACGCAGCUCCGGCAGUGGCCUACGCCGCUCCGGCGGUCGCAAGGGUCGCCUACGCCGCGCCGGCUGUCGCCAGAGUCGCCUACCACGCUGCCCCCGCGGUGGCCUACGCUGCGCCGGCCUUUACCAGGGUCGCCUACCACGCUGCGCCCGCCGUCGCCACCGUACACGCAGCACCAGCCGUUGCUGUGGCAGCUCCCGCCGUGACCAGGGUCGCCUACCAUGCUGCGCCCGCCGUCGCCACCGUACACGCAGCACCAGCCGUUGCUGUGGCAGCUCCCGCCGUGACCAGGGUGGCCGCCUUCCACGCAGCACCGGCUGUGGUGGCUCACGCUCCUGCGGUGACGACCUUCCACGCCGCGGCACCAGCGGCCACCGUCACUCGUGUUGACACUGUGCACCACGCGGCCCCGGCCGUCGCGACAGUGGCCGCUGUGGCUCCUGCCUAUGGCGUGGGUCACUACGGCGUGGGAUACGGGCUUCUGCCCACAUAUGGUCUCAACUACAAGUACGGCCUGGCUGGCCUCGACUACGCUGCUCUUCUCCACAAGAAGAAAUAAACAAAGGCGGAGUCCCAGCAAAGCAUCGGCCAUUGCACCUAAAGAAAUUGCCAUGGUUGCCAUUUAUUCCGCUGUUGUACAGUUUCUCAAUAAAAUCUUCGUCAAAAAUAUUUGUUAUGGUUAAGGAUUGUUUCCUUCUAGACCAUUCUUCCGCUUGUAUUUCUCUUCCAACGUCAUAUGUUUUUGCUUUAAUAAGGGCAUUGCAACUGCUGGGAUGCUUGAGAGGCUUGUGAAUAUUUUUUUCACUCACCAUGAGAGCUCAUGCUGCAGCUUUACUUCCAACAUUCGUUUGACGAGUUCACUGUGUGCACAUGGCAUGUGCUUUGUGCAAAUAAAACAUCUUGCCGAAAAUUCACACACACACAGGCGCAUUCCGUAUAUCAACCUUCAGUAGAUGAACUGACGUUGAGUUGAAUACAACAUAUGACAAGGCGCAUAUACAGCCUCAGAACUUCUAGUGCACAACAAUCUUUGCGCUAUGCGAAGUGUGUGGGUUCGGUCCCCGCCAGCGACAGGUUAUCUUUGCUUCCACUUUCAUUUCCUCUUUACCUCCCUAUUUUCUACAUUUCCAUUUCAACCAUUUCUAAUAACCACUAUGUUUUCCUUGGUUUCAUUGCCUGUUGGCCCUUGAUUGACAAAACUCGAGUCUCUCUGAUUCUCGUCUUGUUCACAACAACCUCUUGUUGUUCUCGUUUGACAGCACUGUUCAACAUGCAACUCCUGCAAAUUUGUGACAAUGCACUAUUCACUACUUAAAACCACGCAAUAGGACUUGCUAGAAGCUCGUCCUAACAGUUCGUCCUCAGUAUCAGUGCUUGAAGGUUAAACUAUAUUUUCGGCUUUUUCAGCAACGAUGAAAUUUAGUAAGGCACACUGGUAAUAAAAUGAGUCAUAAUAUGAACGACAAAGUCUGGCAACUGCUUACUGUAAACGUGGACUUCCAGCACACUUGCCACAAGAUGAUAUGUAAGAAGACAACGAUCACUUGCACCAAGUACAUAAGAGAAAUGACUUGUGCCCACUGAAUAAAUUAAAGAAAUUGGAAAUUGUUGGAAAUGAAAUUGGAUUAAUUCAUUUAACAAGAACAAAUACCAAGGUUGACGCCCAGUCGUCAACCAUGGCAAAUAAUUUCCCCUAUGUUGUCCUUGGUAUCAAUGUUGUUUGUUCGCUUCUUAUGAUGUGAUUAAUAAAAAUUGGGCCACUGGUGAA